AUGAGCAAAGAAAAAUUUAACUUUGUAAAAACUGAGGAAAGCAUUUUGGGUGUGUGGAACAAGGAGGACUGCUUCGAAAAACAAAAUGAGCUUAUGAGAGGAAAGCCGGAAUACAAUUUCUACGAUGGUCCCCCUUUUGCCACAGGCCUGCCACAUUACGGGCAUAUUUUGUCAGGCACUAUCAAAGAUACUGUGACACGCUUUUUUAUACAGCAGGGAUUUUCGGUAAAGCGAAGAUUUGGCUGGGAUUGUCACGGUUUGCCUGUUGAGUAUGAAAUUGACAAGAAGCUAAAUAUCAGCACACGAAAGGAGGUGUUGGACAUGGGAAUAGCCAAUUACAACAAUAAAUGUCGUUCUAUAGUUCAGAAGUACACAUCCGAGUGGGAACAAAUUGUUAAUAGAAUGGGGCGAUGGAUUGAUUUUACCAAUGGAUAUAAAACAAUGGAUAUCAGCUUUAUGGAGUCUGUCUGGUAUGCUUUCUCGCUCAUUUACAAGCAGAAGCGUGUGUAUAGGGGGUUCCGAGUGAUGAGCUUUUCCACCGCCUGUUCAACACCGCUUUCCAAUUUUGAAGCAAAUUUGAACUACAGAGAAGUGAAUGAUCCAUCAGUAGUCGUUGCAUUCAAAUUGAACGACCGGUUCAGAGGAAAGGAUGUUAGUCUGGCGAUUUGGACUACCACUCCGUGGACACUUCCAUCCAAUUUAGGUGUGUCCGUUCAUCCCGAGUUUGAGUACGAUAUUGUCGAUGUCAAUGGCAAAUUUUAUGUGGUUCAUGGGAACAGAAAAGAAUUCUACAGCGUUUUUGAAUCUGCUAAAGCGGUUGAUAAGGUGAAAGGGUCUGAAUUAAUUGGUUUGCACUACGAACCGCCGUUCGAAUACUUUAAAAAAGAUUUCUCAGGGUUUUUCAAGGUGCUAAGGAACGAGGCUAUCACAGACGACAGUGGCACGGGUAUUGUACACAUGGCACCUGCUUUUGGUGAGGAGGAUUACAACGUGUUUCUGAAGGAGGGGAUGAUACGCGAAAACGAGGAGGUUCCCUGUAUAAUUGACGAUAAGGGAAAGUUUACGUCCACUGAUUUCAAGAAUCUUUACUUCAAGGAUGCUGAUAAGCCGAUCAUGAAGGCGCUUGGUGACAAGUUGCUGUGGCGAGGAACUAUCAGGCACAGGUACCCGUACUGCUGGCGUAGCGAUACUCCACUCAUCUACAAGAUUGUGCCAAACUGGUUUAUACAUAUUUCGGAUUUGCAGGAGCAGCUUUACGCCCUGAACGAAAAGAUUCACUGGGUGCCGCCUUCAAUUAAGAAUAAAUUUGGGAAUUGGCUCAAGUGUGCACGCGACUGGUCAAUUUCAAGGAAUAGGUUCUGGGGCACGCCCAUACCGAUAUGGGCAAGCAGCGAUUUUAAGGUAAUGUUGUGCAUUUCGAGUAUACGAGAAUUAGAAAAAGUCGGAUUUCGUGUGAAAAACGGACAGAGGGUCUCCGUGAAGAUAGAGGAUAUGCAUAGGGAGUUUAUUGAUGACAUACUCGUUGAAAAGGAUGGUGUCAUUCUGCACAGGAUCGAUGAGGUAUUUGACUGUUGGUUUGAAAGCGGCUCAAUGCCUUUGGCACAGGAUCACUGGCCAUUCUCGGUUUAUAAGGCCGAUGGAGUUGAACAAAUGUUUGAUCAAAUGCAUUUGAGUGUCAGGUCGCCCGAUGCCGCUGAUUUCAUUGCGGAGGGCUUGGAUCAAACGCGUGGAUGGUUUUAUACGCUGCAUGUGGUUAGCACUCUCCUUUUUAACAGACCAGCAUUUAAGAACAUUAUCGUUAGCGGAAUUGUCUUGGCCAGUGAUGGGAAGAAAAUGAGUAAGCGGCUGAAAAACUAUCCUGAUCCUAUGGAGGUUGCUAAUAGCUACGGCGUUGAUUCUCUGCGUAUUUAUCUGAUUUCCUCGCCAGUGGUUGUUGCAGAGAACCUAAAAUUUACAGAACAUGGUGUCAAAGAGGUUUUUAAGAAUUUGAUGAUCAACUGGUACAACAUUCUCAAUUUCUACGUUGAGUGCAGUGCUAAGAAGCAGAGGAUUGGAGAAAAAACGGUUCUUGAUGUGUGGAUUGUCAACGAACUGAGCAGCUUUGGGUUGAAGAUAAAGAACAGCAUGGAGAGGUACGAGCUGAUUAACAUUCUGUCUGAUGUGCUUGUGUUUGUAGAUGACCUGAGUAACUGGUAUAUCAGGAUGAACAGGAUGAGAAUAAGAAAUGGUGAGCACGGGGUGCUAAAAGAUGUUCUAACCACUUUCAGCGUACUUAUGGCACCGUUUGCGCCAUUUUUCUCAGAAUAUUCGUACCAAGUGUUGCAAGGCAAUAGCUCAUUGCUAAGCGAUAGGUUUAAGAGUGUGCACUAUGAGAUGUUUCCUUCUUUUGAACCAGCAAAGGACAACAAUUUUGGCAAAACGAAAAAGGUCAUUGAGUCUAUCCGUGUUUUGAGAGAAAACCAGAAACUAUCUCUUAAGACACCGCUCUCUGAUGUUACAAUUGUAGGCAUGGAUGACUUUGACCAUGAACUGGUCAAGACGGAGUGUAAUGUGCUCGAGAUGAAGACAGACAACGAGGAAAACUAUGAGUUCAGUGUCAGGAUAAAACCUAACUUUGCAAAGAUAAAGGUACGUAAUGCUGAGAAAGACAUACCUGGAAAGAUAGCCACGAUUAACAAGCUGAAAGACAUCAGCGAGCUCUGCGCAUAUAAUAUCGUUGGUGAGGAGGUGAUCGUUGAGCGGAACUUAAUUUUGCAGGAUGAGAACAGAGUUGCGAAAAAUUUUGGUGAUUUUACCGUGAUAUUGAACGUGCAAUUGAAUGAUAGUCUAAUUGAGAUGAAGGAGGGCAGAAUGUUUAACGCGUUUUUGCAGAAGUUACGCAAGAGAAUCGGUUUAAAGAUGGAGGAUACAGUCAAAGUCUAUCUGGAGAGUAAAAAUCUGCGGAACGUUAUUUUGAAGAACUAUGAAAUCAAUUUUGUUGAUGAUGAUGAUACCUGCGUAGUGCUCGGCGAAGGAUUGUAUGUGUACGGGGGGCAGGACGUGUUGGUGAAGAUAUUCAAGUAUUAAAUUCUAUUCUGGUC
Molecule: messenger RNA, 3080 nt
Organism: Vavraia culicis subsp. floridensis
Lineage: Eukaryota; Fungi; Microsporidia; Pleistophoridae
Product: isoleucine-tRNA ligase
Exons: 1
Coding region: 1-3066 (1021 amino acids)
Biological process (GO): isoleucyl-tRNA aminoacylation
Molecular function (GO): aminoacyl-tRNA deacylase activity; ATP binding; isoleucine-tRNA ligase activity
Source: RefSeq, a predicted model, not a curated record